CCUCACUCUCCUUAUAGGAUAGGUACCGAUUCUCAGGGAUGGCCGCAUCUAUUCUGGAGGUAGGGAAUAUCAUUGAUGAAGCACGCUAUGGCUCCAGUCCUCUGGCUAUGCUAACUGCUACCUGUAACAAAUUCGGCAACACCAGCCCCAUCAGAGAUUCAGCCACACCCGGUAAGACUGGGAGUACCACCCCACUAAAGAAGCCCUACGCCAUGACCUCUGACCCUCAGUCAGCUAAGAACGGGCGCACUGCUGACGGCAGCGGCCUGACUGACUCUUACACCGGCUCCUUCAGUACCUCGGCAGCAGGCGGCGGAGGAGGAGGAGGGGGAGGUGGGGGACUUCUCACCCCCACUGGCAGCCCCCCUCCCUCAGCCGGUGGCUACAGCACAGAGUACAACCCAUUCUCCCACUCCUUCCAGACCUCUGUCUCCCAGGAUCCAUCUCUCCUGGUGUCCAAGGCCCAUGGCACAGCCGACUUCACCAGCGUCUACACGUCCCUGGAUAUGACGCACCCCUAUGGCUCCUGGUACAAGGCUGGCAUCCACCCUGGUAUUACUGCCGCCCCGGCUAAUGCCACGUCCUCUUGGUGGGAUGUCCACCCCAACUCCAACUGGCUUUCAGCAACCCAGCCCCAAGCGGAUGGGGGUCUACAGGCCUCUCUGCAGCCCGUGGCUCCCCAAGCCUCACUGAGCCCACAGCUGCCUAGUUACAGCACCGACUUCACCCCACUCAACCCGGCCCCGUACCCCUCCGUGGGACUGGGCUCCUCAUCACACCUCCUUCAGCCCUCCCAGCACAUGCUGCCCCAGGACAUGUACAAGCCCAAACCAGUGCCCAGCGGGGGGCUGAUCGAGAGCCCUAUGGGUCUUAAACCUGCAAGGGGAUCAGGGGGAUAUGGAGGUGGGGGCACCCCCACCCGUUCUUCCUGCGACUGUCCUAACUGUCAGGAGCUGGAGAGGCUGGGGGCCUCGGCCACGUCACUGAGGAAGAAGCCUGUCCACAGUUGCCACAUCCCGGGCUGCGGGAAGGUCUAUGGCAAGGCCUCUCACCUCAAGGCCCACCUGCGCUGGCACACAGGCGAACGUCCCUUCGUCUGCAACUGGCUGUUCUGUGGGAAGCGUUUCACCCGCUCAGAUGAACUGGAGAGGCAUGUGCGCACGCACACACGGGAGAAGAAGUUCACCUGCCUGCUGUGCAACAAGCGUUUCACGCGCAGCGACCACCUCUCCAAGCACCAGAAGACCCACGCAGAGUCUGCGCUGCAGGGGAAAGGAGUGGUGGUGGAGGGCGACACAGAUCCCAGAAACGAGGAGGCAGCAGAGCUUAACAGCAAUGCUGUACCCACCAAUCCUGUCUCUGACCCCAUCACCAAUGGAGAUGAGAAGACUGGCACGCCUAAUGGGGUGGAAAACAGCAGUGGCCUGUUGGAGAUCUGA
This is a messenger RNA of Lampris incognitus (smalleye Pacific opah), 1439 nucleotides long. RefSeq names its product Sp7 transcription factor (gene sp7). Bases 39 to 1439 code for a protein of 466 amino acids. Gene Ontology annotation, molecular function: RNA polymerase II cis-regulatory region sequence-specific DNA binding; DNA-binding transcription factor activity, RNA polymerase II-specific. Gene Ontology annotation, biological process: regulation of transcription by RNA polymerase II. The record is from RefSeq and is a predicted model, not a curated record. NCBI's taxonomy places the organism in Eukaryota, Metazoa, Chordata, Actinopteri, Lampriformes, Lampridae. The transcript is spliced from 2 exons.